AUCCAAUUUUUGGUGUUGUGGCUACUUGUUCCGUAUCUCCGUGAAUAACCAGCUUGACAAUCUUAUUUUUGUAAAAUGAACUUGUUUCCAGUAACAGAAGAAGAAAAAAAAGAAAUUCUGAAGCAGUAUAACAUCACUGAACCUCAAAUUAAGGAGAACGUGGAAAUAAUUAAAGAAUGGAAAGAAAAAGUACCGCAUCUACCAGCAACUAUUACUGAUGAUUUCAUUACAAAGGUUCUAUUAAAAAAUAAAUUUCGUAUAGAACGCACCAAAGAAAAGUUAGAUAAUUAUUUCACACUUCGAGGGCAGAACCAAAACAUGAUUCGUGGCUUCGAAAAUAUUGUUCCUUCCAAACACUUUGGUUUGUGCUUGCCAAUGCCUAAAUUGACACCUAAACUUGAACGUGUAAUCAUCAUGAAAUUAAUGGACGUAAAUCCCGAUAUAUAUGACCUAGAAGAAUUUCUUCACUUAAGCUUAGCUAUAGCAGAACUAAAUUUACAGUUUGACGAGAGCAUAGGAAUACGAUAUAUAUUUGAUUUUGAAGGGUUUUCUACUAAACAUAUCCUAAAGUUUAAUCCAAUUCUAGCAGCUAAACAUUUCGUAUUUAUUCAGAAAGCAUAUUCAUGUCGGAUAGGCGGAAUCGAAUGUGUUAAUUUAUUUCCAGGAUUCGCUAGCAAACUGCAAGCACUGUUGAGGCAGAUGUUGUGGGGAAAACUUUACGACAGAAUGAAAAUUUAUUCAGACAUAACAUCUCUGUCCGAUAUAAUUCCCAAAGAAUGUUUACCAUGCGAAUAUGGCGGUAGUUGCAGUAACAUACCAGAUCUAUUAAAACAAUGGGAUGAAGUUUUCAAAAAUCAUAAAAGCUUUUUUAUUCAAAACUACAACAAUGUUGCUUUGGAGCAUCUACGUCUAGAGGAUGUGAAGACAACUGAAGAAUUUGGGCCUGACGGAACUUUCAAGAAAUUAACUGUGGACUAGUUUUCAGCUUUCAGUACUUGACUGAUAAAAACUAAAAAUACUGCAUUAGAUUUAAUGUUAGGUGGUGUGAAUUAUGAAACAUAUUAUGUCAUAUUUAAGCUGUUAGCAAAAGUGGGAAAAUAAUAGAAUAAUAGAUCACAAAUUAUCAAAAAACAUCUUUUCAAAUAGGUACAUUAUUAUUUAAUGGAAUGGACCAGAUCUUAUCUGCAUUCUGCAAUUCUAGAACCUUGAAAACUGUUUCGUACAAGUAAAAGUAAC
This is a messenger RNA of Zophobas morio, 1236 nucleotides long. RefSeq names its product alpha-tocopherol transfer protein-like. The transcript has 6 exons. Lineage: Eukaryota; Metazoa; Arthropoda; Insecta; Coleoptera; Tenebrionidae. Gene Ontology annotation, molecular function: phosphatidylinositol bisphosphate binding. Gene Ontology annotation, cellular component: membrane. Bases 76 to 978 code for a protein of 300 amino acids. The record is from RefSeq and is a predicted model, not a curated record.